Messenger RNA from Chelonus insularis, 866 nucleotides. RefSeq lists its product as uncharacterized. Bases 365 to 685 code for a protein of 106 amino acids. The transcript is spliced from 2 exons. Lineage: Eukaryota; Metazoa; Arthropoda; Insecta; Hymenoptera; Braconidae. The record is from RefSeq and is a predicted model, not a curated record.
AGUUUUCAAAAAAGAAAAAAAAACUGUCACAGUUAUUAGCCAAUCAUGUAAUGGAUGGAGACAUCUUAUGUCAGAUAACCAAUAAAUUUUUUUUAAUUUCAAAUGAGCCAAUUAUGUUGCGUGAUUGUGAAGCAGCUAACUUCUCGCGUUCUCUAAACGAAUCAGAGAUAUCGAUUUUAAUAUAGAACAUCUACAAUGUUCAUUCCCUAAUUUCUUUUUUACGUCGCAUUAUGGUAUAGUAAAAAAAUCGAUCACUAUUAGAGCAUUUUUCACACGCACUGAAAGUAUUUAUUGAUAAUUACAAAAAUCAGUGAUAAUUAUUAAUAUUUAAUUGAUUUUAAAUAAAAUACAUUGUUUAUCUAUCAUGAGUCUUAACAAAAAAGAAUCAAUCGUUUUGGAACAAGAUGUUGAUAGUAUUAAUAUAAUUAUGGCUCCUACACGAAAAUAUCGUUAUAUACAGUUAGAAGAAAUUGACUCAUGGAAUAAACAGCUUAAAUAUCAUUGUUUGAACGAAAAAGAAUUACAAGCUCUUUCAAAAAAAUUUGAACUUCUUCAUGAUCAAAUGUUUGAAGGAAAUAUAAUUGAUGCAAUCAAUAUUCUAGCCAACUUGGGCUAUCGUGUUAUUAGUGUAACGAGUACGUUUGAUUUAGUUAAUAGGACUUAUCUGUUGGAAAAACCUAUCUAAAGUUCUUCAAAUUGACCAACAGCUCAAGUCAUUGUUUAAUAAGUUUCCAAACAGCCAACAGUUAUAAUAAAAUACGAAAAUUUCUAUUGUCAAUUCGUAUGUAUUUUACCAAGAAAAAAAGAAAAACAUUUAAAAACAUGUCGACAAAUGUACUUUGAUAAUAAAAAUAUCUAAAUAUUAA